CGGCGGAUUCUUGUUACACUAUAACGAAACUUCCUGGAAGCUGCCAUGGCCGAUCUCCCACUCUCAUCCCUUCCAUUUAAGUCGGCAUUUUCUCCUUCUCUUUCACCUCCAUUUUCUCUUCUCCUUCUCCCCAAGUUUCUCCUCUCUACCUUUCCCACUUUCUGCCAUGAUGAAAAUCCCCAAAAGAUUUAGCCCUAAACGCCUCUUCCGAUCCAAAAAGCAUCACUCCGCCGACGUAUCCCGCUCGGAUCCACCCUCUUUCGGCUCCGGUACCUCCUCUUCCUCGUCCUCUUCCGAGAAUUUCUUCAAAGCUAACACCGUGAACACCGGUUACGGAACCCCGACUAGCGUUCUGGACUCGGACGGGAGGGGGAACGAGGGGGUUGUGUCGAGGAAGGAACUGGAGGCGAUUCUUAGCCGGAUCGCGUCAGAGGAAGAGGUUGCGAUGAUGUUGCGCGAAGUGGAUAGCGGGGGCGAUGGGUUCAUACGGUUGGAGGAAUUGAUGGCUCGGGUGGGGUCGGGUGAAGCGGCGGGAGAGUCGGAGAUGCGGGAGACGUUUGAGUUUUUUGACGCGGAUCAGGAUGGGAGGAUCACGGCGGAGGAGCUUCACGGGGUUUUUAGAUCAAUAGGAGAUGAGCGGUGCACGUUAGAGGAUUGCGGGCGUAUGAUAAGGGAUGUGGAUGAGAACGGGGAUGGCUUUGUGUGUUUCGCGGAGUUUGUGCGUAUGAUGGAGCUGCAGAGAUGAAUGAGUAUACGGCUCUUGAUGCAUUUAAAUGGACGGCUGUGAUGGGAUGGGAUUAUGGUUUUUCAUUUUUUCUUUUUUCUUUUUUCUUUUUUCUUUUUGGUUUUGAGUGUGUGCUAUGUGCAAUAGAUAUAGACACAUGAUCAAAAGUUGUGGCUUCAACCGUUGUUGGCCACUCCAAAAAGGGACUCUUCAAUUUUUAUAAUGCUUAAUGCAAUUAUUGAAUAUCAACUAAAUGUCUAUAAUAUUUUGUGUUUUUUGAUA
Molecule: messenger RNA, 1006 nt
Organism: Cucumis sativus (cucumber)
Lineage: Eukaryota; Viridiplantae; Streptophyta; Magnoliopsida; Cucurbitales; Cucurbitaceae
Product: probable calcium-binding protein CML36
Exons: 1
Coding region: 167-745 (192 amino acids)
Molecular function (GO): calcium ion binding
Source: RefSeq, a predicted model, not a curated record